Vitis riparia (riverbank grape) is the source of this 5934-nucleotide messenger RNA. RefSeq lists its product as uncharacterized. The transcript has 3 exons. The record is from RefSeq and is a predicted model, not a curated record. The coding region runs from base 1070 to 5449 and encodes 1459 amino acids. NCBI's taxonomy places the organism in Eukaryota, Viridiplantae, Streptophyta, Magnoliopsida, Vitales, Vitaceae.
CUUCGUUUGAUUUCAUGAUUUAUUGUCUACGAUUCUUUGCUUUCUAGGCUGCCUUAAAUGUUUUCACGGACUUUCUCUGGUCCUCUUCUUUUCUUUUCUGCUCUUCCCGAUUUUGGAAGAGGAACAAAGAUAUAGAUUUAGUUCUGGUCGUCUUCAACUAUUCACCAGACGACCUGGGAUGGGAUUUGGGCUUCUGGGGUUUCAGGGUUUCUGGGUUUCUUCCCACUGUUGAGAAUCCUAAUCUCUCUACAUCUGGUGAUUUUGAUUCUGACCAUCUUUUCUCUUUUGUGACUCUCUUUUAUCAUUUCCUCCACUUAGUGGUAAACUCGUUGGGGGUGCGAGAUUUGUUGUUUGUAGGCCUUUGAAACUUUCUUCUGUAUCUAUUAUUAUAUUCCCCUUGCUUUAGUUAAUCCCUUAUAUGGUAUUUUUGUGUGGUGUUUAGAGAUUUGAUUUAGCAAGUAUCCAAGUGCAUAGUGGUUUCCCAAAUCUCAUGUUUUGAUGCUUGUGAAAUUCGUAUACCUUUUUUUCUUUCUGGGUAUGCUCACAUAAAAUAACGCUCCUCACAACUUUGAUCCUUUAGUGAGUGCGAUGUUUGCUUGUGGGUUUCGUUCUUUUGCCCAUUUUGUUCUUUGCUUCAUCAAUCGGGCUCCUAGAGUUUGAUGAUUUGACGUAGAUACUUCAAAUUUACUCGUCCAAACCACAUAAAAUAACGUUCUAGAGAGGGCUAGAAUCAGCGACUGUGUAUUGUUUUGGUGGGUAGGUCCUCAAACUGGUGAUCUCAUGUUCAUCUUGUUGUAUGUUGCAGGCUGAUGGAUGAAGAUUCUAGUGGGGUUGUCUGAUCUUGUUGCUACUGUUGGGUGGUGGUGAAGCUGAAACUUAAAUUUGUGAGAAGUGGAGGUCGGAGUAGAGAGAGAGAGAGAGAGAGAGAGAGAGAGAGAGAGAAAGAGAGAGAGAGGGCUAUUGUUAUGCGGGAGGCUAGGGUGAAGACAAGGCACAAUAGCAGGAGAAAUAGUAGAAGAGCUUGUGACUGUUGCAAAAACAGCACAAGAAGAGAGAAGCUGUUUUGCAGAUGUUAUCCGUUGAAAACCCUCCACCAGAUCCCCCAUGUCCUUGCGAAAUUUCCCAACUGAAAGGUAGUGAUGAGAGGGCUUCUGAUAAACUUGCCUUGCCAGAGGUAGAUCUGUUCAACUCAGGCCUUGAUGAUACCCAGCUACCCAAAUUCUCCAUAAGAGAUUAUGUUUUUGGUGCCCGGGGCAAGGAUAUCAAGAAGAAUUGGCCUUUUUCUCAGAAAAAUUUGCAACUUUGCUUGAAACAUGGCGUGAAGGAUGUGUUGCCACCAUUUCAGUCUCUUGAUUCAGUAAGGGAGGGGUCCUUCAAAGGAUGUGUGGCCGAGACUUGUCUGCCUGACAAGGAGGAUAUCUGCGAUUUGGAUAGUUUCAGGAACUUGAAUGGGGAGCCUUCUGGGUGGGUGCCUAGCUCUUCGGAUAGUGCUCAACCGAACCUGAGGAUAGCUGCAGAUUGCAUAGACAUAAAUUCAUCUGGAUCUGGAGGAGAAAAAGAUUUUCCUUCAUCCACAACCAGUAACUCUCAAUCUGAUAUAGGGUCAGUUCAUACUCACAGGCUAUCUAGCUCAGCAGUAGAAACUGAUACUUUACUGGAAGCCUCAGCUGAACUUGAAGCUGCAGGAGAUCUCGCACCCCAUAAGACUGAGAGCAAGACUCAACCCUCUGCGAAGAAGUGCAGGCUGAUAGUGAAAUUGCGGGCGGUCUCUGAUCCUAGCUCAACCGAAGAUAUUGCAUCGAAUUGUACAACCCUCUCAGAAGCAAUGGCUUCUAAAAUAUGCCCUGUUUGCAAAACCUUCUCAUCCUCUUCUAACACCACAUUGAAUGCUCAUAUAGAUCAGUGCCUUUCUGUGGAAUCAACCUCCAGGUGGAUGGAGGAUUCUAGACAGACUAGACAUAGAAUAAAGCCAAGGAAAACAAGAUUGAUGGUGGACAUCUGCGCAACAGCACCACGGUGCACGCUUGAGGAGCUUGACAGAAGAAAUGGUUCAAACUGGGCCACGGAUUUAAGCUUACCUACUCAAAAUACUGAGGUGUGUGCCCAUGAGAAAAGACAAAGACUUUCACCUGUUCAUCCUGAGGAGACUGGCGAUGAAGGUGCAGUCUAUAUUGAUGCAAGUGGCACAAAAGUUCGAAUUUUGUCAAAGCUUAACGUUCCAUCAUCUGUGUCAAAAGUAGGAGAGGAUCCCCGGACAAGCAAACCAUUAAGAGGAAGUAAAGGAAGCAAAUUCUUCUCAACCAACAAGAGAAAGCGGCAUGUGAACAAAUAUCAUAACUACCUGAAAGUUGCUAUUCAGAGCAAAAAAGAUUGUUCUCCAAAGCCUCAUAAUUCUGAGAUUCAUGGGACUCGGGAAGAAAACUGUGGGGCAGAAGAUCAUGAGGAGGAACAUCGGGCACAUAAUUUUAAAGCUCAAGAGCAGAUCAAACCCAGUGAUUCGGGAACUUUGAGACAGUGGGUAUGCUCCAAGCGAACUGGUCUCUCAAAGAAGGUUAAUGGUAAAGAUGGCCAUCGGCGGCCAGCAUAUAAGUUGCGUACAACACAAGACUUGGCAAUUGAGAGUGAUCAGUCAUGUUUGGGUGAUUCUUAUGUGGAGAAAAAUACUCGAAGAUCUCCAAACUUGAUGGAGAAUGUUAUUUCCUCUGAAAGCAAGAAGAAAGUGGAGAAUUCUUUGAAUGAAUCCCGAGGCUAUGAUGAUGGGGAGCAGUCUCCUGGAAGAAAGAGAUUGGGAAGUUCCUUGUUUGGAGCCAGAAUUAGUGACAAUGUGGAGAGGUUUCAGGAACCACUGAAGCAAAAUGCAAAUCAAUUAAGCAAAGAAAAUACUUCUGUUUGUGAUAGAAUUAUGCUUAAACGAACAAACACCAUAGGAAAUCAUGUAUCUCCACUGAGCAAUAAGACAUCCGACAUUCUUGCAGGUCCUGUCAGAAGCCCUGAUAGUUCUACCAGUGCAAACCCAAAACCAUACCGGAGUAAAUCAUUGUCAUCAAAAACCAUGAAAUUCUCCACUUUGAGGAAGAAUGUUUUGUCAGUUCAUCAAUCAUUUUUAAACAAGAAAUAUUCAGCCUUAAAGAAGCCUUGGGUGCUGCAUUCUGAAGUAGAAAUAGAUGAGGAGUCACCUUCUGAAGGGGAUCAACAUUAUGAUAUGAUGCAUGAUCAUAUUGAAAAUCAAUCUGGAGUAGAAGAGAUUAAUGACAGUGUGUGUCUUGAUAGAAGCAGUGUGCUGGAAAUCAGGCAAGAAAGAGGGGCUAUGGGUGUGUCCCAGGGGGAGGAUGCCAUGGUUUUGAAGAGGUCACAAGCAUCUUGGAGUCCUGGCCAUGAUGUAGGGGAAAAUAUAGAUUCUUCUGUCAGAGUCUCUGAUGAUAUGACUGAUAAAUGUGAUGGCCUAGAAUCUGCAAGAAAAUUGGUUCAAAUGCAUGCAGCUGACAUUGUUAUUGAAUCCUCCAAAAUGUGUCCUGACAGGAAUAUUACAACUUUGAACAAAUCAUUAGGUCCCAAAUUCAACAAGCUGGCUAAUCCUCCGGAAAAUGGAUCCAGCUCACUGCAACCUAUGGAAGAAUAUAAAGGGCCUCUAUGUGAAGAUGAAGCAUCAUGCCGUUUAACUGAUCCAAGUCUGGGAGAUGAGCAAGGGAUGUUUUGUCUAGAUGAAGUUGGCAAUGGCAUAAUUGGGCAAAACUCCUUUUUGGGGGCUGAUAUGGAGUCUAAAAUUGGGCAAGGGAACGCCUUUCCUGAGGUUGACCCAAUACCUAUUCCAGGACCCCCAGGUUCAUUUUUGCCAAGUCCUAGGGAUAUGGGCUCUGAAGAUUUUCAAGGGCACUCAUCAUUAACAACAAGCCUGGUUCAAUCAUCCUCCCAAGAUCAACAUGAUUUGGUUGAUGGUGAUUCAUCUGAUUCUCCUAUUUCUGCAACAUCAACCAUCUCAAACUCCACUGUAGCAAGACCUGAUUUAAAACGUUUAGAACAGUUAUUAUCUGUCAGAGUUCAUUCAGUUCAAGAGAGGAUCAGGUCAGAUUUCUCAGGUACUAGCAUUUGGCCUGUACUGGAAAAUGAUGUCACGGUUCCUGAGAAGGUUAGUGUUGGAGCAGAAAGAAUCCUUUUGGAUGGAGGAAAUUUGAAAGUCAAAGUGACCUCUUCCAUAAAGGGACCUCUCAGUUUCCAAGAUGAUGAUCAGCCAUGCUGUUGCUCACGGAAGGAGAGGACCUCUCAAGGUGUUGCUUUAAAUUAUCAAGAAUCACAGCUUCUAAGGCGAAGGACUAUGGCUUCAGUAAUGCUGCCUGCUAUUGGGAAGCAAACAGGCUGCAAUAUGAAUACUAGACUGAACAAUUUGAAUGUGAGUCCUGAAAUGAUUUCUAUCAGCAACUGUCCUAGUUCAGGAUCUGAAAAGGUGGUUUUCCCUGUCAUGAAGGCGUCUACUGAUUCAAUUCCUAUAAAUGGUUCUACUGAUGCUGCACUAAAAAUCCCAAGUCAUAGUGACUGUGAUUCUGCCAGUCCAUCUGGUUCUAAUCCGAUUCUCAGGCUGAUGGGAAAAAAUUUGAUGGUAGUCAACAAAGAGGAAGUUGCACCUAUGCAGCUCGGAGAAACCCAACCAGUUCCACUGAGUAACUGUCCGAAUCCACAGUUUCUGAACUUUUCUGGGGUCUCUCAUGGCAAUGCUCAAAAUCCUGACUAUCAUUACUUUCAUCAUAUGAUCCCUCCAGGUUCUUUCAGAUAUAUCCAGGAUCCACAUAACACAGUAGGGCAGUGUUCUGGCAUCAGGUUGCCAAACAGUUUUGAAGGCCACUGUAAUCCUAAGACACCACAGGCACUGGAGGGCAUGUUUCCUAACAAGCAUAUGGGUGGUGCUUUUGCAGCUUCCUUGGGACCGCAUGACUACAAAGGUGACUACAAUUUGGUGACUCAACAGAACAGACCAACAACCAGACUGGGUGCAACACCGGUAUAUCAUAUGGAGAAAGCAACAAAUUCUCCUCACCCCCAAUACAGGAAUUCAUCUUCCAUGGGAAGUUCUAUUAAAGAAGUCAUCAUCAUUGAUGAUAGUCCUGAAAGUGAAGCUGAUUCAACCACUGAUGAUGCCAAAUACACUAAAUGCUUGAGAGAAAGCCAGGUACCUUUAGCUGACAAUUUAAUUCCAGCACCUCCCAAUUAUAAUUUAAGGCAUUUGAAUCCCCUCUCCCGAUACCAGCCGCAAGAUCCUUCUCCCCUAGGCGAAUCACCGACGGCGCACAGCAACUGCUUUAUUGUGCCCCCCUCUAGGCGAACAAAUACAAGUCCUGUUAAAUGGGGUUGUACUUCAGAAAGUUCUGGUAUCAUUCAGCGGAAUCCUUUUAUGGCUUCAUCGUCCUCAACUGGUCAUCUGAGAUCCGACUUGUAUUAUUCUUCAAGCUUGUCAUAGUCAGGGAGUUUUUCUUGGGAUAGCCAUUUUCAAGUGGUCUGUCCAUUACCAGUUUUCACAAAAAUCCAGCUUGUGUUGAAACCUUGCACCGUUUCUGCAAAACUAAUUGCUAGAAACUUUUGGGUUUUCAAAUGACUUCCAAUGGCAAACAUACUGGCGGUGAUCAAGACGGAACCUGCAAGAAUCCAGCAGAUGAGCUCUCGGACACAGUUGCUUUUUUAUUUUGAAUGUACUAAAAGUGAGUCGGAUUUAAGCAGUUUUUCUGGCUUCUGAAUAGGCAAAUCUCAGUGCUUUCCCAGACUAGACAGUGUAUAAGCAAUCUUGGAAUAAUAGGUGACCCAGAGGAACCUUAGCUUUGAGUUAAUGGAGUUAAAAGUUUCAUAUAUAUGACAUGUUUAUCUUGUUCACACAUUGGACUAGAGCAGCUUUUCCUUUAACAAGUUGUCACCUGUUAUAUUUGAGUCGUGAAAGACUUUUAGUUUGAU